Molecule: messenger RNA, 1130 nt
Organism: Cydia fagiglandana
Lineage: Eukaryota; Metazoa; Arthropoda; Insecta; Lepidoptera; Tortricidae
Product: circadian clock-controlled protein daywake-like
Exons: 6
Coding region: 115-1044 (309 amino acids)
Source: RefSeq, a predicted model, not a curated record
AUUAAUUUACCUUGACACACGCAGUGUUCGGCCGAGUUUAUAUAUAUCAGUUGUAAACGACGCUCUGCAUUGAACAUUGAGAAAGCUUCGAGUUGGGUGUUGGAUUAAAAAAAGAUGGGUGCCAUAAUUUACUCCCUCGUGGUAUUGAUGCAAGUGACUGCGUUGCUGUCUACAUCACCCACAAAAUGCAAGCCAUCAGACUCCGACUGCCUGAAGUCAGCGGCUCAAGCCUUGACGCCGCUGCUCGCGGCCGGCAUGCCCGCGCUCGGCACGGAGCCGCUAGACGUGAUGCGCGUCGACGAGAUCCGCAUGGACCUGGCCGGCCUACGGCUCAACGUGACGAACUCCAGUAUCAAGGGGCUUAAGAACGCAGUUAUUGACAAGAUCAAAGUUUGGGUCAUUACAGAACCUUUGAACUUCGACUGCCUGAAGUCAGCGGCUCAAGCCUUGACGCCGCUGCUCGCGGCCGGCAUGCCCGCGCUCCGCAAGGAGCCGCUAGACGUGAUGCGCGUCGACGAGAUCCGCAUGGACCUGGCUGGCCUGCGGCUCAACGUGACCAACUCCAGUAUCAAGGGGCUUAAUAACGCAGUUAUUGACAAGAUCAAAUUCGACAUGGCAAAAAAGCAGCUGGUGAUUUUGUACCACGCUGACGUGGAGCUCACUGGGCAGUACAAGGCAGCCGGCCGGCUGAUCAUUCUGCCCAUCAGCGGAGAUGGAGACGUCAAGAUAGAACUCAAAAACUACAAUUCAAAGAUGUUGAUACCUUUCACCAUCGUGAAGAACAAGGACGGCAAGGAUACGAUGCACAUGAAGGAGUUCAAAAACGAAUUUGACAUUAAAGACGGAGCUCACUACUCGUUGACCAAUCUCUUCAAUGGCAAUAAGGUUUUGAGUGAUAGUAUGCUGAAAUUUAUGAAUGAAAAUUGGAAGCUCCUAUCCACAGAAUUCGGAGGAACCUUGAUGCAGAAACCAAACAAAAAGAUAUUUCACGUAAUUAGAAAGUAUCUGCAGAACAAACCCAUAGACGAAAUGUUAGAUGUUUAAGAUUUGUAUACCAAAAACUAGUCAUAAAUAGAUAUAAAAGUAUAUAAAUAUAAUAUUAUAAGUGUAUAGAUAUAUUAUAUAUAAAU